This is a messenger RNA of Aspergillus niger, 603 nucleotides long. RefSeq lists its product as hypothetical. Bases 1 to 603 code for a protein of 200 amino acids. The record is from RefSeq and is a predicted model, not a curated record. The transcript has 5 exons. NCBI's taxonomy places the organism in Eukaryota, Fungi, Ascomycota, Eurotiomycetes, Eurotiales, Aspergillaceae.
AUGACCCGACCCCGCGAAGAGCUGAGGGACGGUGGUCAAGGACGGUCGAAGAAUUUCACGGUAGCCCGUCUGACGCGUAGCCGCAGAAUGACUCCACGGCGCUGCGCAAUGGAAAACAAUAGUGAUACAGACAAACAGCGCAGUCGUGGCUUGCAUAUGGGAGUAACCACUCCCAACAAUCAGGCAACACGCUGGCAGAAUGACCGCGAGGGCUCCACCGACUUCAGACCGAAUACGGUUGAAAGCAAACAGACGCGUGACGUGGGCAAAGAUGACCGGGAUUACGGAUUUCUCGUAAUCAGGAAUGAGCAGAAUCCGCAGUGUUGGAGAGAACGGGCGCUUCUUCACGAAUCGGAACGUCCGCAGUUGUCUUGUAAGAGUAGAUUCGGAAAUGACCCAGCAAAGACCAAGAUCCUAGUUCUGACCUCCACGGAUAGCUGCAGCGAGACUUAUCCAGCGGUAAUCGAAUGGAAGCGGCUCGAAGUCACCGGUGUAAAUUCGAUGAAUCUCGGAUCGGUCGAAGUGAAUGUGCGCGCCGUCGCAGUGUCUCAGCGGGUUCUCCCAGGAGAAAAGCUCAGCGUCUCCAGAGGAGGGGUAAUCUGA